Messenger RNA from Bacillus rossius redtenbacheri, 2806 nucleotides. RefSeq lists its product as uncharacterized. The transcript has 4 exons. The record is from RefSeq and is a predicted model, not a curated record. Lineage: Eukaryota; Metazoa; Arthropoda; Insecta; Phasmatodea; Bacillidae. Bases 536 to 1471 code for a protein of 311 amino acids.
CGAGAAGUUCCGAGACGUGUGUUUCCGUGUAUCAGCGCUGGCGGCACGGCACGCCUGCAGGCCACUCUGUGUUUGUUUCCUCGCCGGCGCUGUUUGGCGCUGGAGUCACGUUCGGCGCAGCUGACUGCGCUGCAGCAGACGUGACUUGUCCCGGCUGGCGGCACGGCGCGCUUGCAGACCGUUCGGUGUUUGUUUCCCCGCCGGCGCUGUUUGGCGCUGGAGUCACGUUCGGCGCAGCUGACUGCGCUGCAGCAGACGUGACUUGUCCCGGCUGGCGGCACGGCGCGCUUGCAGACCGUUCGGUGUUUGUUUCCCCGCCGGCGCUGUUUGGCGCUGGAGUCACGUUCGGCGCAGCUGACUGCGCUGCAGCAGACGUGACUUGUCCCGGCUGGCGGCAGCGACUGGCCCUGAAGUGGCCCUGAAGUGGCGCGACCCUUGUCCAGUGGCGCAGCCGUUAGGGAGGUCCCCACCCUCCCUUCAGGAGGUUUUGUGGACAUACACUACUUUCCUACCCAAGCGGCUGCGUCAGACCGCGAUGAAGGAGGACAAGGAGGCGAUCCUGCCCGUCCACAGCUGCACGCAUCAGGAGAAGCAGAGACGCAGGGUCGUGCUGACGUCAGCGACGAGGAUCAUCCAGCAGGCGUCCCUGGAGCUGGUGUGGGCAUGCCUGGGCUGCCUGGUGCUGGUGUCGGUGGCAGCACUGCUGCUGGUGUGCACGGCCACGCUCCUGGGCGUGCGCCCCGGGCCCCACGAGGACGGCCUCCAGCAGCCCCAGGGACACCUGGAGGAACCAGGCCUGCAGCUCAGCUUCGUGUCGCUGGGCGAGGACUGCGAGGACUCCCCCCGCUGCCGCUGCGCCGUGGAGGCGGCUGCCCGGCUGCACCCGGACCUGCCCUGCCACGUGUACAACAUCCUGGAUGGCCAGGCAGAGCGGGUCCACUCCUCCAGCCCCGGGCUGGCGGCGCUGCCCAACGUGCGACUGCACCACAACACAUCGGCGCGGUUCUUCGGCGACUCGCCGCUGGGGGGCUGGUGGCGGGACGCGCCACCGGGACUGCGCGCCUUCGCGGCGAGGGUGUUGGUGCUGUGGCGCCACGGGGGGGUCAGCCCUGCCCCCGGGGUGUCGCCCCUCGCCGGGGCGCCCCUCGCCCCGGGGGCAGCAGUGCUGCUGGAACCCGAGGAGGGGUUGGUGCUGCGAGCACCGGGUCCAUGCCACGCGCUCCUCUUCGAGCUGAUGCGCGCUCUGGGGCAGGCUGGCGGGGACUCCGGGGUGCGCGACGUAGUGGCCGCCACGCUCCGGGGGUUCUGCGGCGCCAGGGCCGCGUGUCCCGGCGUGGAGCUGUUGCCCCGGGAGCAGGUCUGCGGCACGCCCUCCCCGGGGGACAAUCACCUGGGGUCCCCACGGACCUGCGCCUGGGUUACCGUGGAGGAGAGCCAGCCCGGGCGACUGUGCCUGGCGUCGCUCUCGUAGCGCCUUCCUCUGGUGGCUGCUUCUUGGACUUCAACACUCCCUUCCUCGCAGAGGAGUCCACCACCAGGACACCUGCUGUCCCCGAAUACCUCGAGCCAAAAGUAGGGUGUGUAAAUGCCACGCGGGCUGUAGCCAAUGAACAGUUUACGCAUCCUCGAGCAUGAGUUGGACUGUAGAGUCUACCUUUGGUCGUCAAACACACAACGCAACCAUAGUCUCUCUUACAACCUUAUAUUCCUUCCGACGAAGGAAGCUUGAGCCAGGCUUGAUUGCCCAAUCCCAUGCACACUCGAGGCACUGUUUGCCUGCCCAUUGGCUGCUGGCUUCGUGUGUCUCGGCUGUGUCUCUCCUGUGAUUCGGCACUUGGCACUUAUCUUGCUGCAGGCUUUGUUUUUGGUCAGAAAACCCCCACAUCGACUGUGGAGUCAUUAAUGAAGCAGCUCAAAAGGAAUUUAGCUUGUCUUGUAACUAACUCGCGACUUCAUCUGCAUGGACUGUAGGAAUAGGUAAAAUCGGCACAACUGCUUGUGAUGAAGCUGGGCUGCAUUCCCUUGUACAUUUUAUUGAUGUGUAUGAUUGGACUACGGACUAUAAACACGCACAGAAGGACUAAAAGCAAACUACAAACCUCCGAAAAACAUCAUGACCAAAGAAAGAAGCACAUUCUCGCCUUAUACUAAUGAUGUUGAUGAGAUAUACCAACUUUAAUAUUCAGCAUAUGGACUUAUUACUUGCCAAAAAAUGCAAAAGGUUUAAGAAGGUUGUGUUGAAUAUGUAAGAGAUUUAUUAAUGUGUUUGAGAUUUAUUUCUUAAUUUUAAUUUGUUAAUUUUUAAAAAUAGAUACAUAUACUGUGUGGAUACAUAAACAGAAUUAGUGAUAUUUCAAGACAAAAAGGAAAACUUCAGUUAACAAACUAUACAUUUAAGACACCUUGAAAUAAUUUUUGAUAACAGUCUUUCCCCUAUCCCCCCCCCCCCCCGGCCUAACCCAACACGGGCUAGGCAGCACGAAAACCGCCCCUUACCAUGAAUCCGCCGCUCAAGAAAAACUUUUCAAAAAAUCUGCCCAUUCACCCUACUUUACACCCAACGAGAGAGGCAUAGACGUGUUCAUCAACUUAUGUUGGAUACAUUCAAAAGUGACAAGGAUAACGAAAUUACAAAAUGUGGUAUGAUCCUAAAAUGUAAUAUUAUUUAUGAUACUCCUGUAGUAUAUUAUUUAACUGAUUGAUAAUAUUUUAAAUUGUACAAAAACCAAAGCAAUGUUAAGUUUAUUUGAAUUUUAUGAUAGAGUAGAUUUGUAAAAACACUUUGAAAUAAAAGUUGUAUUUCUUA